This is a messenger RNA of Branchiostoma floridae (Florida lancelet), 2215 nucleotides long. RefSeq names its product arrestin domain-containing protein 3-like. The record is from RefSeq and is a predicted model, not a curated record. The transcript has 8 exons. Gene Ontology annotation, biological process: protein transport. Lineage: Eukaryota; Metazoa; Chordata; Leptocardii; Amphioxiformes; Branchiostomatidae. Gene Ontology annotation, cellular component: cytoplasm. The coding region runs from base 140 to 1321 and encodes 393 amino acids.
AUGAGUCACACCCACACGGCCCUGGCCUGAGUCGACCUGUAGGCUGUCCCACACAAACGCCACUGCCACUGCCACAACGCUCUUCAACGUUGUCUUAUCAGAUUUUAAAAGAUUUGACCGUUGACCACCACACGUCACCAUGCCUGACACUGCUCUCCGGUCCUUCGACAUCACCUUCGAAAACAACAUGGACGUGUUCCAAGCCGGCCAGAUCGUCAAGGGACAGGUGGAGCUGGAGCUAGAUCAGGAUAUGAAGAUGAGAUUGGUAGAAGCUGGUAUCCAAGUCAUACUGAAAGGCGAGGCGUGGUGCAAAUGGAAUGAGAACGUGUCCAGGAAUGAGUCAGUUACCUUCUUCUCCAGGGAACACUACUUCCAGGAUGCCAAAAUCCUCUGGGCUCCAAGUCAGGAAAAGAACAACUACAACCCUGUGCUGCCGGCGGGCAAAUACAGCUUCCCGUUCCAGUACCAGCUCCCCAGCUCAGGGCUGCCCACCUCGUUUGAAAGUGAAUACGGACGCGUGCGCUACUCUGUCGAGGCGAUCAUCGACCAGCCCCGAGGGAAACCCGACAAGAAAUUCAAGAGAGUUUUCACCGUGCUUGACAUGUAUGAUCUCAACGAGGACCCCAAUGCAAUGACACCAUCGACUGCAAAAGGCUCUAAGACGAUUGGGAUGUUGAUGUUUACCUCCGACCCCAUCGAAGUAGACGUCAAAACGGACCGAGGCGCCUACUGUCCGGGAGAGGUCGUCAGGCUGAGCGGGACCAUAACUAACGGCAGUGGAACAGACAUCCGGCACACAACAGUGCAACUCAUACAGAUGGCUACGUGUGUUGGUUCCGGUCAGAGGAUGUGUUUCGAGAAUCAGACAAGAACGAAGUACGAGAGCAAAACGUUGAGCGAAGUGAAGACGAUGGCAGGUUGCAAAGCCAAAAGCAGUGCCGAUCUGAGUGGUGCCGGGAUAGCUCUUCCCAUCCCUGCCGUUCCUCCCUCUGUGAAACGGUACUGCGGCAUCGUUGGUGUUGAGUACAUGAUUAAGUUUAUCGUGAACAUCCCGGGACUGCACAAGAACCUAGAGGUGGAGCUGCCAAUCACCAUCGGCGUCAUCCCCCUCAGGACUUAUUACCCACAAUCCCCUUCUUUCCCCCAACAUCCGGUGGACCAACCGCCACAGUACGCAGAGGGACCCCCUCCACCUUACUAUGCGGUCGCGACACCUGCUAAGAUCGAAAAGGACCAGGCAGACAGAGGAGCUGAGUGCCUGGGCCCCAAGGAGUAUGUCCCCAAGUACGCCUACUACGACUGGAAUGGGAAGCAACCUUAGUUGGCCCAAACGAAAUUUGGAAUCAUUCUGUGCCUUCCUGUUAUAGGAAUUCUAAACUUCACUAUUCUAAACUACUCUUCCUGGAGUCGUACACAUAAAAUAAAAUAUAAAUGAAAUACAUGAAAAUUAAAAAUAUCUUAACAACAAAUGCGGAAAUUUAGUGUAAAAUGAUAAGCAGAGGUCAGAGGUCAAAAUAAAGAAACCGAAGUGAUCAUACAUUACAAAAGUGAAUAGCAGAAGAACUUAACUUAAUUGAAUAAACACACAUCUAACCAAAAGUAAAUUAUUAUAAUAACACAACAUGAAUAUCAGGAUAAAGGUCAACAUCAACAUAAAGUUCAGGACAUAUGGCCACUAUAUACAGAUCCCAGUUUUCUACCAAUCAUAUUAAAGGACUGCAUGGCAUAAGGGACCACAUUGUGAUCAUAGGUACCUUUUACUAACUUAGUGCCAAAAAAGUCUGCUGGUGAUCUUUAUGACUAUCUUACGAAGUUACUUAGCUAAGACUGCAUAGAUAGGUUCAAUGCCAUUCUUGCAAACUUAUCUUGCAAGCUCCAAUUUGUAACACUAGUUCACCUUUAUCCGCGGGGUGACCUUUAUCCGCUGUCUUUAAAAACAGCACAUUUAGGAGUAUUAAGUCUGCGGACUGUGGUUCCAAAUUUGCAAUAUUUUCAAUCUGUUCCGAUUUGAAACCAGCGUCCGUCGACUUCAUAUCCCUAAAUCCCUAAACAACGGAUAUAGGUCACCCUCGGAUUAAGGUGAACCAGCGUUAUAUCAUAUGUGUUCUUAUACGUGUAAUCAAUCAUGCAAUAUUACUCUAGAAAAGGUCUAGAUCUUUUAAUCACUUUAUGUGUGUAUAUAAAUAUGGCUUGUAUGAUAUUAAUUUAUGCCCAC